GCAGGCCAUAGAUGGGUCGAAAAUCGGCCGAUUUUUCGGCCGAAAAUAAAAAAGGCCGAUUUUCCGAUCGUUAGUGGGCUAUUUGGUCGGCCGUUUUUCGGGAUUUUGGCCGUUUUUUUUUUUUCUGUAAAGUUGGAAAAAAAAUCGGCCGAUUUUGCCGAUCGGCCGAUUUUCGCGGCAAUUAGUGGGCAAAUCGGCCGAUUUUUUGCCGAUAAAAAAUCUGCGCAUGAGCAGUGACCUGCAAGAGGAAGACAAAAAGAAGAAAAAGAAGAGGAAGAGGAUGAAGAAGAGGAUGAGGAUGAAGAAGAAGAAGAAGAGGAUGAGGAUGAAGAUGAAGAAGAAGAGGAUGAGGAUGAGGAUGAAAGAAGAAGAGAAGAUGAGGAUGAAGAAGAAGAAGAAGAGGAUGAGGAUGAAGAAGAAGAAGAGGAUGAGGAUGAGGAUGAAGAAGAGGAUGAGGAUGAAGAAGAAGAAGAGGAUGAGGAUGAAGAAGAAGAAGAGGAUGAGGAUGAAGAAGAAGAAGAGGGUGAGGAUGAAGAAGAAGAAGAGGAUGAGGAUGAAGAAGAAGAGGAUGAGGAUGAAGAAGAAGAGGAUGCGGAUGAAGAAGAGGAUGCGGAUGAAGAAGAAGAAGAGGAUGAGGAUGAAGAAGAAGAGGGUGAAGAAGAAGAAGAAGAGGGUGAAGAAGAAGAAGAAGAGGGUGAAGAAGAAGAAGAGGAUGAGGAAGAAGAAGAAGAAGAAGAGGAUGAGGAUGAGAAGAAGAGGAUGAGGAUGUAGAAGAAGAAGAAGAGGAUGAGGAUGAAGAAGAAAAAAAAGAAGAGGAGGAGG
Staurois parvus is the source of this 822-nucleotide messenger RNA. Lineage: Eukaryota; Metazoa; Chordata; Amphibia; Anura; Ranidae. The record is from the annotation of a GenBank genome assembly.